This is a messenger RNA of Pogonomyrmex barbatus (red harvester ant), 2556 nucleotides long. It is a transcript of the gene adp, whose product is annotated as WD and tetratricopeptide repeats 1. Gene Ontology annotation, molecular function: protein binding. The record is from RefSeq and is a predicted model, not a curated record. NCBI's taxonomy places the organism in Eukaryota, Metazoa, Arthropoda, Insecta, Hymenoptera, Formicidae. Gene Ontology annotation, biological process: negative regulation of fatty acid biosynthetic process. Gene Ontology annotation, cellular component: cytoplasm; Cul4-RING E3 ubiquitin ligase complex.
UCUUUCUCCCUUCUGUGUGUUUCUCUUUAUUAUACUUUCUAGAGUAUUUUAUAUCCAUAUUUUAACGAAGAGUGAGAUAACUAUUUGUUGCUUAUGCUUUUCACUCAGUGUUGUGCUCUUGAUUAUGCCAUGGAUAAGUACUUGUAUGAAAUGUACGAAUUGGUUUGGUGCGAAAUUCGUAUACAAAGAGUUUUAAAUAAGAAAUAUUAAUUUAUAUUGUGCCACAAUAAACGGAAUAUUUUCCAGUGAAAUGUUUCCCAAUAUUCAUAAGAAGGACUACAGAGUCCUGGAUUUGAUACGUCAAAGAGAAAUACAAGAUUCAAUGACACAUAUAAUUCUACAAAAACUACAUGUUACUGAAAGUUUAAUAUUACGUUUGGGUUUAGAAAAAGAAUUAAAUGGUCAUUCGGGAUGUGUCAAUUGUUUAGAAUGGAAUGAGACUGGACAAAUCUUGGCAUCAGCGUCAGAUGAUAAAGAUAUUAUAUUAUGGGAUCCUUUUCGUUAUGAAAAAAAGUUAGUACUUCAUUCAGGCCAUCGUGGAAAUAUUUUCUCUGUAAAGUUUAUGCCAAAAUCAAGUGACAGCAUACUGGUAUCAGGUGCAGCGGAUUGCAGAAUUCGGGUGCAUGAUCUCACUCUUUCCGAACCAAUAUUCACAUGUAAAUGCCAUAAACAACGUAUCAAACGUAUUGCUACUGUUCCUAGUAUACCGUUCUUGUUUUGGAGCGCGGGCGAGGAUGGUCUCUUUCUGCAAUAUGACAUUCGUACACCACACGUUUGCAGGAGUAAUGAUCGCAGCGUACUUGUAAAUCUAGUGUAUCAUAUGGGUCGUUAUGCAGAGGGCAAAUGCAUCGCUGUAAAUCCAAGAAAGCCUGAGUUGGUAGCCAUUGGUGCUAACGAUGCUUAUAUUCGGAUGUAUGAUAGACGAAUGAUAAAAUUAUCGCAGGUGCCUCCAUCUCCUUCUAUACAUGAUAAUUCAGAUUGGGCAAAUAUUAGUACAUAUCGAGCAGGCAAAGGCGAUCCAGAUGACAAUAUUCCAUUGGGUAGCGCGCAGUACUUUAUCGCGGGCCAUCUCCGUUCUCGUGAUGGUAAUAAGAGCAUUACAAGCACUUAUUUAACAUUUAGCGAUGAUGGAAAUGAAUUACUUGUCAAUAUGGGUGGAGAACAAAUUUAUUUAUUUGAUAUCAACGAUCCAAAUAGGUCAAAAAUAUUUUUUGAUUCAUCGUGGAAAUAUUCAGAGUCAAUCGAAUGGGAACAAAGAUUUGACAAAUAUGGAAAACAAAGCGACAUAAGUGAUGCGGAAGAUUUUGUUAUCAGGAAUGUAAAGAUAUUGCCAUCACAUAUUGAAGAAUUAAAAUGCCAAGCAAACGAGAGUUUUGAACGGCAAAAAUAUUCAUCAGCAAUUAAUCUGUAUAAUAAAGCAAUUUCGCUUUGUCCAACGGCAGCGGUAUUGUUUGCUAAUCGAGCAGCUGCUUACAUGAAACGCGUUUGGGAUGGUGAUAUUUACGCCGCUUUACGAGAUUGCAAGACGACAUUACUUCUUGACCCGGAACAUGUAAAAGCUCAUUUUAGAUUGGCACGUUGUCUGUUUGAUUUAAAUCGGUCAAUUGAAGCUGACAAGGUACUCAAGAAUUUUCAACAAAAGUUUCCAGAAUACGCAUCUAAUUCAGCAUGUAGAGCAUUAAAGAUGGAUAUAAAGGAAGCUAUCGACGCUGGAAAAGAUAUCACACAAACCAAACAGACAUUCUUCCCAGUAUCAGAAUAUGAGCAAGAAUGGAGACGUAAUACAAUCGAUUACAAAAUGAGAUUUUGUGGCCAUUGUAAUACUACAACUGAUAUAAAAGAGGCAAACUUUUUUGGAAACAAUGGCCAAUAUAUAGUGGCUGGAUCGGAUGACGGUUCCUUUUUUAUUUGGGAUCGUAACACUACCAAUAUUGUACGUGUCCUACGAGGAGAUGAAAGAAUUGUUAACUGUUUACAACCACAUCCAUCUAUAUGUUUGUUAGCUACUAGUGGCAUUGAUCCGGUGAUCAGAUUGUGGAGUCCAUGGCCAGAAGAUGGCAGUGUGAAUGAAAGAGAAAUUCAAAAUCUAGAUGAUGCUGCAUCAGCCAAUCAAAUUCGCAUGAACAGUGAUCCAUUUGAAUUAAUGCUCAUGAACAUGGGAUAUAGAUUUCCUGUUUCCCAGCAUGAAUUUAGUGAUGAAGAUGGUGAGGAUCAACAUGAUCAGCCAAUAACGCAAGCUUUGAAUUGUAGACCAAGCUAAAUCUUGCAAGAAACACACACAAAACGAUAUAAAAGGCUAGAUAAUUGAAAAUUUAUUAAUAUAUGUAAUCCGUCAUUGUGAUUUCAAUCCUAAUUAUUUAUUUUCUUUUUUCAUCAAUAUCUGUAAGCACUUUUGCUAUAUAAUAAUCUAUUAAGCCAAAACAUCUUUGUAAGAUUUAAAAUAGAAUCUUAUUUACUGGGUAUUAUGAACAUGUUGUUAACAAUACAAAAAACGAACAGGAUUAUAUUUCAGGUCUUAUAUAGUUAAUAAUAUAUCAUGUUAUAUAUCUCUUUGUA